Molecule: messenger RNA, 4616 nt
Organism: Mercenaria mercenaria
Lineage: Eukaryota; Metazoa; Mollusca; Bivalvia; Venerida; Veneridae
Product: ADP-ribosylation factor-related protein 1-like
Exons: 8
Coding region: 120-728 (202 amino acids)
Biological process (GO): protein localization to organelle; intracellular protein transport; Golgi to plasma membrane protein transport
Cellular component (GO): Golgi apparatus
Molecular function (GO): GTP binding; GTPase activity
Source: RefSeq, a predicted model, not a curated record
AGACAAUCCAAAAAACCAAGAUGUCUGCGCCCACGUAUUGAAAAACAACGUCAAAAAUAAAAAUUAUAUUGUUUGAAUUCGAAGUACAUUUUUGAUAAAAAAAGGCAGAGAAGAACAAGAUGUACACAUUGUUGUCUGGAUUGUGGAAGUACAUGUUUCAGAAGGAGGAGUACAGUGUCCUUAUACUGGGACUUGAUAAUGCUGGAAAAACUACCUACUUGGAGCAUACGAAAAUGAACUUCACCAAAAAGUAUCAGGGGAUGAAUUUGAAUAAAAUUACAACUACUGUUGGCCUUAAUAUUGGUACCAUAGUUGUAGGAGGUGUCAAGUUGAAGUUUUGGGAUCUUGGAGGACAAGAGGAACUACAGUCACUUUGGGACAAGUAUUAUGCAGAAUCUCAUGCUGUCAUCUAUAUCGUUGACUCGUCAGACAAGGAAAGAAUUGAUGAAUCUAAAGAAGCCUUUGAUAAGAUGAUAGUGAAUGAGACUCUGAAAGACGUUCCUCUUCUCUUGUUGGCAAACAAGCAAGAUUUACAGGAUGUGGUUACCGUGGGAGAUAUAAAGUCAGUAUUCAACAGUAGUAGAGAGCUGAUAGGACACAGAGAUUGUAGAGUUAAUGGCGUGUCAGCUUUAAAAGGGGAUGGUAUAAAUGAAGGUAUAGAAUGGAUGGUUGAUUGUAUAAAGAGGAACAGUUUAGUGCGACCUCCUGCACAGAAAGACAUCACAUGACACCUGAUAUAUAAUUCUCAACUUUUAUGCUGUAUAUGUAACUGUGGGGCCACGUUGUGAUAAAAUAUAAAUAUGGGAUUGUUACAGGAUAUGUUAUAGUUUGAGUAGAUGGGGUAAAAUCUUAAGGAACAUGUAAACAUGGGUACAAAGUAUGACAUAUUCAGAUUUUAGUAGUAGAAUCUGUGAUAAUACCUGACUACUUGAUAACUGAUCAGAAGUCUAAUUACUGCAUGUGUAUUUUAGGUGCUAAAAGCACAGUGUAUAUUACGAUGUUGACAUUCAUUGUAUAGUUAUUGUUAUCCACAAAAAUGUUGGUAUUGAAAGUUCUUGCAGAUUACCACGUUUGUAUUGAAGUUGCAAGUCCUUUGGUACAGCUCAAGAUCUGUCUGGCUUGCUUGGUACCUUUGUACUAUCUAAUUUUAAGGUUGCAGGUCAUGACCAGAAAAAAAAUGCAUUCAAGUCUGUGAAUGGCAGUUUCUUAUAGGAAUCAAGUUGGUACUUAUAUGUAUUCAAAAUAGCUAGUUGGUUAAGAAAUAAUACAUCUCAUUUAGUGAUUUUUUGCAGAAUACAUCAUUCUUUGGAGUCCAGAUGCGAAGGAAUUAUAUCACGAGGUCGCAGCCCGAGUGAUAUAAUAAUACGCAUUUGAACUCCAAACAAUGAUUUUAUUCAAGAGCAGAUCACUAGAUGAGAUAUAUUAUUUUGAUUCCAACACGUUACCAAGGGCUUUAAAGUACAUCCUUGACGGCAUUCAUUAAAUAUUGGCACGUUUUCAAUCGGUUUCUUUUGCAGCGUGCAGCUAUGCCGUUUGACGCUAUGACGUAAUAAUUGUGAUGUCAGAAUAAUGAAUUGUUUUAUAAUAACACGCGAUUGUCAGCCUUCUUUGUUUAAUAGUAAAAUGAAUCCGAUCGUGUUAGAAUUAAUGAUAAUAAUGCUCCAAAAAGCACAAAACCCAGAUAUAGUAGCAUUCAUGAGUAAAAAGUAACUAUUAUAAGUACUACCAAGGUGUAUAUUAUUUAGUUUGGGAAAAAAGUGUUCUAAGGUUGUAACAUUUUGUAUUUUCACUUCUUUCAACAAUGAUGAGAUUUUGUAAUACUGUCAAUACUGAAAAAUUAUUAUAUACAAAUUUAACUAGCAGAUAAAUAAAAUUUGGGAAGAGAAAUAUUUUACAUACUGCAUUGAGGUCUUUAAAAAAUGAAAGAAGUACUAAAGAUAUUUAUCUCUUAAUAUGAAAUUAAUGUUAGGAAUUCACAUGCACAAUAUCCCAUUUGUUAAUCUUUUCUGUGUUCUAACAAAUUUCAUUAUGUCUCCCACCACACAGUGGUGUGGGAGACAUAUUGAUUUACUCCAGUCUGUGUGUCUGUCACAAAGCUUGCCCGCACUCUUAAGUCGAACAUUUCUCAUCUGAUCUUCACCAAACUUGAACAAAAUGUGUUUGACCAUAAGACCUCGGCCAAGUUCGAUAACUAGCCAAAUCCGCCAAGACACUUCGGAAUUAUGGCCCUUGAACAUAAUUAUAAACAACCACUGGUGCAGCAUUGUAGACGGUUACUCCCUUCAGCUUCUGUCGAACAGCAUUGUACACCGACACAGCAUUGUAGACCGGAUGAUUAGGCAGUUGUGGGAGACAUGCGCUUUUCUCAAAAGCACUUCUAGUUUAAGUUUACUUACUCAUGAGAGGAUGUCUAGGUUUGAUUUUUUUCUUUUGAAUUGUUUCUUCCUUUUUAUACGCCUGUUUGAAAAAUGGGAAGUGUUAUGGGAAUGCCCCUGGCGGGCAGAGGGGCGGGCGGGAGGGAGGCGUCCACAGACUUUGUCCAGAGCAUAUCUUUUUCAUGCAUGGAGGGAUUUUGAUGAAACUUGGCACAAUUGUUCACCAUUAUGAGACGGAGUGUCAUGCGCAAGAACCUGGUCCCUUAUUCUAAGGUCAAGGUCACAGAGGUCAAAGGUCAAAUUCAAGAAUGGCCUUGUCCAGCGCAUAUCUUCUUCAUGCAUGGCAGGAUUUUGAUGUAGCUUGGCACAAUUGUUCACUAGUAUGAGAUGCAGUGUCAUGCGCAAGAACCAGGUCCCUGGGUCUAAGGUCAAGGUCACACUUUGAGGUCAAGGGAUACAAGAAUGAAAACUUUGUCCGGAGCAUUUCUUCUUCAUGCUUGGAGGGAUUUUGAUAUAACUUGGCACAAAUGUUCACCACCACGAGACGUAGUGUCUUGCGCAAGAACCAGGUCCCUAGGUCUAAGGUCAAGGUCACACUUAGAGGCCAAAGGUCAGAUACAAGAAUGACCUUGUCCGGAGCAUUUCUUCUUCAUGCAUGGAGGGAUUUGGAUGUAACUUGGCACAAUUGUACACCAUCGUGAGACAGAGUGUCAUGCGCAGGUCCCUUUUUUAGAAUUACUUCCCUUUGUUGUUUCUAUAAAUAGCUUAUAUUGUAACUUUUUCAUUACUAGUCGUAGGGAAAAAUCGAGACCACUUUUCUGUGGUACAACAUGCAUGUUACAUCCAAUUUUGAGGUGUAUUUUGACCUAUCACUACCUAGUAAGUAUUUUUGUUUGGACUUGCAAUUUUUUUUUGGAUGUUUUUUUUUUUUUUUUGAAGAUUAACUUCCCUUAGUUGUUACUAUAAAUAACUUACAUUGUAACUUUUUUAUAAUUGACCGUAGGGAAAAACCAAGACCACUUUUCUGUGGUACAACAUAGACGUUACUUUCAAUUUAAGGUAUCUCUACCUGGUAAGGAUUUUUUUGGUGGACUUAGAAAAACAACAGAAUUAUAAUAAUUACUAAAAAAACAUAGUAAACAACCACAAAAUUAAAAUUCCAUUUGCAAAUACAGGUGCUAAUGUAAAGAAAUUUGCUGUGACGGGUGUAUAUUGUGAAAUUCUGGCACUCUUGUUAAAUAUCUGAUUGAUUUAUUUAUACUCGUUUUGUAAGAAAACAUACAGUAUUCUUAAGAAUUCAGGGGCCACAUUUCUUUGGGUUUAGAAUCUUACUGGGUCACAGUCCAGCUGGGUUCUGAAAGAAUGGUAGUUUUAUCCUGGUGUCUGUCUGUGGCUGCAAUAAUGUCCCAAGGGGAAUCCAGGGUCUUCCUGCACCAUUAAAGCUGGAAAUGGCCUGUUUUAUUUUGUUAGAUUUUAGAACACAAAAAAGUAAUAAAUAAUUCAAUGCUGGCAGUGAUAUGGUUGUAAAAAAUACCUCAGUAGUUUUGAAUUUGGCGCUUAUGAUUUAUUAUGGUAUGUUUUGCACAUUAAGAUUCAGUGAUUUUGUAAUGAAAUAUGUUAGAGUGAAUAUGCCAUGUUGAUAUAUACGAUAGAUAAAUAUAGGCACCCCUUUACUAUUUUUUGAUCUAACAGAAAAAUGUCCUAUGUAUCUGGUUAUCUAACAAGUAACUUUAGGCAGAUUUGUUAUUAUUUGCAAGCACAUAUAAUUACUUUGAAAAAUCACUUACUGAUAUGUUGUGGUUGCUUUUUUUUAAAAUAUAAAAUUCAUGUUUUAAAAUUAUUUUUUUUGUUAAUUUGGAGGACUUAAAAAUAUUAUGUCCCUGUAUCUUUAAUAUUUACUAGAAUAUCUUUGAAAUGUAAAAUAAAACAUUUUUGUACUUUUUUUCCAUCAGCUAAAGACAUUGCUGCAUAUCUUAUGAAAUAUAAACUUUUGGUUGGUAAGUGAAAAUAAAGAUACAUUACAUUAAAAAAAACAUUCAAAAUGAAAUAUAUCUGACAUAAAAAUCCUGGAAAACGUUCUUAAUGCACAAUAAAAAAAUGUGUUAUUACUCAUUUCCAUUGUUUGCAGGAUAUAUCAAGAAAAGUUUUUCAGUAGGUUUCCAUUUAUACUUUGUUAGAUUAUUGGGUUGACUUGUGUUUGUGCAAUAUGGCUAUUUAGAUUAAUAAAUUACCUGAAUAUAA